AUGAGGCCAUCAGAUGGGAACAACUGCUAUUUUCCAGAGUUUUACCACUGUAGAUUCAUCAUCCUUUACCAGGACAGCAUGUAUGACAGUGUUGACUGGUGCCCAUGGAAGACAGGCUUAAAUACAUGUUUGCCAAUCUGCCCAUCUGUUGCCUUUUCAACUCCUGACUUAUCACUGUAUGAGAAUUCAGCCCCUUGGUUAACUUCUACCUUGUGUUUGUUUGUUUGUUUGUUUUCCCUCUUCAGACAAGUGAGAGAGAGACUAAAGAAGCAAGUUGUUGAGAUGAAAGAGAAAUUUCCAGGCUUCAGACCAGGACUCGCAAUUUUGCAGGUUGGAAAUCGGGAUGAUUCGAACCUCUACAUUAAUAUGAAGCUGAAGGCUGCUGCUGAGAUUGGGAUCAGUGCCAAUCACAUAAAACUGCCAAACACAGCAACAGAAGCUGACGUCCUUAAGUGCAUUGCCUCUUUGAAUGGAGACCCUGCUGUUCAUGGCUUUAUAGUGCAGCUACCACUUGACUCUGAUAAACCCAUCAAUACAGAGAAAAUAACCAAUGCUGUUGCACCUGAGAAGGAUGUAGAUGGCUUAAGUAGCAUCAAUGCUGGGAAACUGUCUAGAGGGGACCUUGGAGACUGCUUUAUUCCCUGUACGCCAAAAGGAUGCAUGGAACUUAUCAGGCAGACAGGCGUCCAGGUUGCAGGGAAAAGAGCUGUAGUGGUUGGUCGCAGUAAGAUCGUUGGUGCUCCCAUGCAUGACCUGCUGCUCUGGAAUCACGCAACGGUAACCACUUGCCAUUCAAAGACCUCAACACUGGCAGAGGAGGUUGGUAAAGCCGAUAUCCUGGUGGUUGCAGCUGGUAAAGCUGAAAUGGUAAAAGGUGAAUGGAUCAAACCUGGUGCAAUCGUAAUAGACUGUGGAAUUAACCAUGUGCCAGACAGCACAAAGGCCAGCGGAAAAAGAGUUGUAGGAGAUGUGGCGUACAGUACAGCAAAGGAAAAAGCUUCCUACAUCACCCCAGUUCCUGGUGGCGUUGGGCCUAUGACUGUGGCCAUGUUAAUGCAGAGCACAGUGGAGAGUGCACAGCGUUUUCUGGAGAAGUUCCAGCCUGGAAAAUGGAACAUCCAAUAUAACCAGCUUACCCUAAAGAUGCCUGUUCCAAGCGAUAUUGAAAUAUCACAGUCUUGUAUAGCCAAGCCCAUUGAACAGGUUGCAAAAGAAGUUGGCCUACUCCCUGAUGAGGUGGAGCUCUAUGGCCAAACUAAAGCCAAGGUUCAUCUGUCAGCUCUGAAACGGCUGAAGAACCAGCCAGAUGGCAAAUAUGUUGUUGUUACUGGGAUAACUCCUACUCCCCUGGGAGAAGGGAAGAGCACCACUACUGUUGGUCUCGUUCAAGCCUUAGGAGCACACCUUCACCAGAAUGUCUUUGCCUGUGUUCGGCAGCCUUCUCAGGGCCCAACCUUUGGUAUAAAAGGUGGAGCUGCCGGUGGUGGCUAUUGUCAAGUUAUCCCCAUGGAAGAGUUUAACCUUCACCUCACUGGUGACAUCCAUGCUAUCACUGCAGCCAACAACCUGGUUGCUGCUGCUAUCGAUGCGCGUAUAUUCCAUGAGCUAACUCAGACUGACCAGGCCCUUUACAACCGUUUGGUGCCUUUUGUCAGUGGUGUUAGAAAGUUCUCAGACAUUCAGAUCCGAAGACUACAGAAAUUGGGCAUUAAUAAAACUGAUCCUAUGGCUUUGACAAAGGAAGAAGUAAACUUAUUUGUGAGAUUGGACAUUGACCCAGCCACCAUAACAUGGCAAAGAGUACUGGAUACAAAUGACAGGUUCCUUAGGAAAAUCACUAUUGGACAGUCUCCAACAGAAAAAGGCUUCUCACGAACGGCUCAGUUUGACAUCACAGUGAGCAGUGAAAUCAUGGCAGUUCUAGCACUCUCUGAUGGGUUGGAUGAUAUGAAAAAGCGACUGGGCAGAAUGGUAGUAGCUUCCAGCAAGAGAGGAGAACCAGUUACAACAGAUGACCUUGGGGUGACCGGUGCUCUGGCUGUUUUGAUGAAAGAUGCUGUUAAACCAAACCUCAUGCAAACACUGGAGGGAACACCAGUGUUUGUUCAUGCUGGACCUUUUGCCAAUAUUGCACAUGGGAAUUCUUCAGUGUUGGCAGACAAAAUAGCACUGAAGCUUGUGGGUAAAGAGGGAUUUGUUGUUACAGAAGCAGGAUUUGGUGCAGACAUAGGCAUGGAGAAAUUCUUUAAUAUUAAGUGCCGCUAUUCUGGUCUCCGGCCUCAUGUGGUGGUGUUGGUUGCUACUGUCCGAGCUCUGAAAAUGCAUGGAGGAGGGCCUACAGUCACUGCUGGGGUACCUUUACCAAAGGAGUACAUGGAAGAGAAUCUUCAACUGUUGGCAAAAGGCUGUAGUAACCUCAACAAGCAAAUCCAAAAUGCACGGAUGUUUGGUGUCCCAGUAGUAGUAGCUGUCAAUGCUUUCAAAACAGAUACAAAGGCUGAACUGGCGCUUGUAGUACAACUGGCAAAGGAAGCAGGAGCAUUCGAUGCUGUGGAGUGCACUCACUGGGCAGAGGGAGGUAAAGGAGCAGUUGCACUGGCCCAAGCUGUUCAGAGAGCAUCACAGACACCCAGCAACUUCAGGUUCCUCUAUAAUGUGGAGCUCCCCGUUAUAGAUAAGAUCAGGCAUAUUGCACAGCAGAUCUAUGGGGCAAGAGACAUUGAGCUACUUCCAGAAGCACAGGAGAAAGUCGCCUUGUACACUAAGCAAGGAUUUGGAAACCUGCCAAUCUGCAUGGCUAAAACUCACUUAUCGUUGUCUCAUGACCCUGAACAAAAAGGAGCACCUACGGGUUUUAUUCUGCCGAUCCGAGACAUUCGGGCCAGUGUUGGUGCUGGAUUCCUGUAUCCGCUAGUAGGAACGAUGAGCACUAUGCCAGGACUUCCUACAAGACCCUGUUUCUAUGAUAUAGACUUGGACCCAGCGUCAGGAGAAGUAAAUGGGCUCUUUUGAAAGGAAUUACUAACUGAAGCUCCCAGAAGAACACCUCAUGAGUCAUGUAAACGGAACUAUGCCCUGAUACUUUUUUUUUUUUUAAGUCGAAACAAGAUAUGACUGAGUGCAAGAAGUGACUGGAAGGAGGAGUGCUAAAGAAUCAACCACUAACUUUUAAUCUGUAAUAAUUUUUAAACUGCUGUGUUCCAAGCUAGUUGACACUGACCAUAUAAAGCAAACAUGCUUCCUCUACAAACCUCCUGCUUCAUAAUUGUAGCUGAAGCAGAAUACCGAAGCUUGGGUUUAGUGACCUCUUUUGAUUCGUUGACAUGAUUUUAAUAAUUAAAAAUCCUAAAGCUGGAGCUGUUUGAAACAGUCUUGGGACUUAAUUGUCUUAACCAUAGGGGUUUUGUAGAAUUUAUUA
Charadrius vociferus (killdeer) is the source of this 3418-nucleotide messenger RNA. It is a transcript of the gene MTHFD1, whose product is annotated as methylenetetrahydrofolate dehydrogenase (NADP+ dependent) 1, methenyltetrahydrofolate cyclohydrolase, formyltetrahydrofolate synthetase. The record is from RefSeq and is a predicted model, not a curated record. Lineage: Eukaryota; Metazoa; Chordata; Aves; Charadriiformes; Charadriidae. Gene Ontology annotation, molecular function: formate-tetrahydrofolate ligase activity; ATP binding; methylenetetrahydrofolate dehydrogenase (NADP+) activity. The coding region runs from base 1 to 3012 and encodes 1003 amino acids. The transcript has 29 exons. Gene Ontology annotation, cellular component: cytosol. Gene Ontology annotation, biological process: tetrahydrofolate interconversion.